Messenger RNA from Conger conger (European conger), 4969 nucleotides. RefSeq names its product SERTA domain-containing protein 2-like. Gene Ontology annotation, cellular component: nucleus. Bases 351 to 1076 code for a protein of 241 amino acids. The record is from RefSeq and is a predicted model, not a curated record. Gene Ontology annotation, molecular function: transcription regulator activity. The transcript is spliced from 2 exons. Lineage: Eukaryota; Metazoa; Chordata; Actinopteri; Anguilliformes; Congridae.
UCAGUGUCUUUCCCGUAGGUUCUACAGUUUUGCUGGAGUUGUCGAUGUGAGCGGUAGUUGAACGUACGGAAUGAGUUGCGCGAAAAACGUUUUUCCACAGACUUUGGACUCGCAAACAUAUGAACAGGGAAAGUCAGCUCCGUCUCUUAGCCACAAGAGUAAACGUUUUACUAAAGACGCACGUCGGAAGAAUAUAACAUUUUAGACCGUUAGCUACCAAGCUUCUUAUUCUCGUUUACGUUAUUUGGCGCAUAUAUAACGUUAGUGGCUAGCUAGCUGAUUAUCUUCGUAUGCUUUGUAGUUAACAUUAGUCAACUUACGUACUAGCUAAUGUUAUAUAAAAUAAUGGAAUGGGGCAAAUGGGCUUCUUUUCCUACCGAACGUCAAUGAAGAUAAGGAAUAACACAAUUCAGGCUGCUUCUAUGUGCCGACUGGACACAGACACAACCGGGAAGGAAGUUGACCAACCAGAUGAUGUCCUUUCUUCUUCAAGGUACAUGCUGGGCCGCGGCGUGAAGCGCAAGCGGAGCAGGAGCGAGGGUGAGGAGGAGAGGGUGCCGGGGCCCCAGGCUCCGGACAGGCAGCUGAUCCUGGACCUGUGCCUGAGCAAGCUGCACAGCUGCUACGCUCAAGCCGAGCCCAGCCUGCGCCGGUCCGUGCUGCUGACCAACACCCUGCGCCACAUCCAGGACCAGAUGAGGCAGGAGGGCGUGGACCCGCCGUCUGCCCCUGCCACCUCGCCCCCCCGGGCCCCCCCCACGCCCCGCCACAGCCCGCAGCUCCCGCCCGCCGACCCGCCGCUGGAGCCCCAGGGCCCUUCCUCCUCCUCCUCCGUGGACUCGCUCUUCGGCUCCUUCGAGAUCUCCAACUCCACCAGCUACCUGACGGACCUGGCGCUGGAUGACAUCUUCGAGGACAUCGACACCUCCAUGUACGACUCCACCGACUUCUCCACCCUGGCCUACCCGGACGAGGGCCUGAAGCCCCCCGCCUGCACCCCCGCCGGGGCCCUGCAGCUGUGUCUCGCAGACCUGAGCGAGCUUGACCACAUCAUGGAGGUCCUGGUGCGGUCCUGAGUGAACUUUGACCAGGCUACGGAGGUCCUGGUACGGUCCUGAGUGAACUUUGACCGUGCUACAGAGGUCCUGGUGCGGUCCUGAGUGAACUUUGACCAUGCUACGGAGGUCCUGGUGCGGUCCUGAGUGAGCUGGACCACAUCAUGGAGGUCCUGGUGCGGUUCUGAGUGAAUUUUGACCGUGUUACGCAGGUCCUGGUGCGGUUCUGAGUGAACUUCGACCCCGUCACGGCGGUCCUGGAGUGGUCCUGGGUGAACUCAAACAUGAACAGAGGAACUACCCCACUCCCUUUUUCCAUUUUUGCGUUUCGGGGACUGGGAAUAAGAAAUAGUUUUUAAAAUGGUAUAUUUAUAUUUUUAUACAGAGAACUCUAAAUAUAUUUAUGUAAAAAGUCAGUCGGUGCCUCCCAAAAACACACCUACUGUAGAAGUACGCUGAAAGUACGUUUUUCCAAGUUUGCAAGGAGCGCCAGUGCCAUUGUUUUCCUAAUGAACUGAAACGGACUGAAACAUACGAGCACUUAAGCAAACGAGAAGCAAAAAGCCUUUCCGUGGCUUCAACACGGAGACAGAACAAAACCGUUUACCCAAACUGGUGCUUGGAAGAAACAAUGAACACUGGAGCAGCCCUGCAACAAAAACUGUUUUUUUUUAUUAUACGUUAUUCUGGAAUGAAGCCUAUUUAUUUUUUGCGUGUUCGGAUUUUAGCUGACGGCGCAAUGCUUGUGAUGUGACAUCGUUCUACCUCUCGGUGAUCUGUAAGGGGCUUUCUCUCUCUCAGCCAGCUUUCGCUGUUUGUACAAAGACUGAGGCGGAUCGGGUGCUUUCGCGGACGUGCGUUUUUAAGAGCAGGGAAAAGCGCUCGAUUGUCAGCGAUUCCCAUCGGAAGCGGCUUGCCUGUUCCUACGCGGCAUAGUUACUGUUUUGUGUUUUUUAUAUAUACCUUUAAAAUCUUUCACAAGUGCAGAAUGACAUCUGCUGUCCCACACAAGCGUUUCUUUUUUUAUUGUCUCUACGGCAACCCCCUACAAAAUUGUGCCUAUGUGGAGUGGAGAAGACUGGUUAAGUCGAGCUGCAGAUUGUGGACUCCCAACAAGAACACACUGGUCUGUGGAACUUAAUGCGUUUGUUGUUAUUAUUGUUAUUAUUAUUAUUAUUAUUAUUAUUUUGAUCUAUGGUCAGUUGUGGUGUUUUGGUUUUGUUUUGUGCUUUUAAAAGCCAUCUUCUCUGGCGACGGCUCAAAUUCUUUGUCCCACAAUUCCACUGGCCUGGGAUUGGCUGGAACGACGAGUCGUGCGUUAUGGGCUGCCGUCACCAGACCCAGCUGGCCUUGAGCUCAGACAACGGCUUCAAACUCCCUUUCAAUGCAGUGCUCCUGUGUUCCUGUGCUGCAUACAGCGGCGUAUUUUUAUUAAAUAAGACACACUUCAGGUUAUGCCCAGUUGCAUUUUAACCGGUCAGGAACCGUGAUUCAAAAAGGUUUGUCCUUGUUUGUAUUGGAAAUGUUCACUUUUUGUAGGAGUUGAACUCUUAAAACAGGAGGGGGGAAGUCUUGUUUUGUAAAGGCAUAGUGCAAUAAAGGCUGUCUAGGGAUUUGAGGUAUGCUGGGGUCUAUGGAAGAGAUGUAAAGGACGGUCUGUAAAUGGUGACUUCUCUGCCAGACGUUCUGCUCGUCCUGCCUGUCUGUCUGUUUGUCUGUCUGUCUGUCUGUCUGUGUGUCUGUGUGCGUUCUGGAGAACAGACCCUCGCAGCUGGCCGGCUCUUUGUGCUGAUGCGGGGUUUGGAGCGGGGGGAGGGGGCUCCGGUCUCGUGGAAGGGCCUGUGAUGAGCGCGGCCGGCCUAUCGGGACGCUCGGCCGCAGACGCGGGAGGGGCCAAAGGCCAUCCGUCCUCCCCGCCCCCUCCCCCGCCUUUGUCAGGCUGGAAAAGCAAACGUUACUGCCGACGCAGUCCCACUCCAUGCUGCAUGGAAUAACAGGAUGCCCGGCGAGGCCCAGAUCGUCUUGUUUACUCCCAUUAUAUUUGUAAAAGAGAAUCCUCAGUAUCAUAAAGUGCAAGACAAGGAUUUUCCUCCUUUUAAUGAACUAAGAUUUAAAUGCAUUUUUGUUGAUAUAGCAGUGCCUGUAAGAGGUCGCUGUAAAACAUCUAAAGAAACUGCAGCAGUAGGGGCAGUGACUGCCAACCAAUCCACUGCGACAAAAUAUGUCCCCAUGUUGCGACUUCAUCGCAACUCCAACAUGCAGGCCUACCGAUUCUACAGCAAACAUUAGCCAGGGAUACCAUCAUGUGCACGCACCUGUUUUUGAGUGAGCCUCUAAGGCUCUUCAUACCCUUCACAGAUAAUGUUUCCGUAACCGGCAUAGCAAAAACCCAGACUCUAGGAGACCCUUUUCAGAUCCGCGGUCUGCUACAUCAGCCAGUAACUGGCAUGGAAUUGCGAGCGAACGGAGCUCCGUCUUGUGCAUUAGAUGAACACACUGUAGAGGUUUUGAGCUUUAUAAGCUUUUUUUGUUUUUGUAUAUAUUUGUAUUUAAAUACUUCAUAUGUGGUUGGUUUCGGAUCACGUAAGCAGUUUCAUUUUAUUUAAGAAUGAAAGGAAGAGACUCAAGCCAUGCACCUCACUCUAUUCUUGCUGUGUCCCUUUGGAUGAGUGAUUACAUGGCCCAAUAAACACAUGAUUUUAUUUAUUAUUUUCUGAGAUUGUUGUACCCGAUUUGAAUGUAUGGAUAUGUGCUGUAUUCCCUGGAGAGAUUCGAUGUCGCUGUUUUUGGCAGAAUGAAAAAUAAAUGGCUGAACCCUCCAUUGUGACCGCCACUCCGAAUAUCUGACAUGAUUCGUUAAGACGGUUCAAUUGAUGAAAAAGCCUCCCAUUUUACACCUUGGGAGUUUUCAGUGUGGAUUGAAAAUGGGUACCUAUUCCAAAACCCUUUGAUUUUACCUGUAUUUUUUCUGGAUGGUUGGCCAGUCAAAGAUCAGAUUGUAUAUUUAUGCAGUUGUACUGGUGAAGUUGUCUGUUGUAUGUGAAUUGAUUUGGCUGCUGGUCUAGAUGGCCAUGUGCUGCACGGGCCAUGUUUCGGUCCGUUUUUAAAGCGGCUGCAGCCAACGCUCAUCUUCGCUUCUGAGGACCACACAAUAAGUCAUUUCUUUUUCCUUCUGCCAAUAAUCUCCCCAAAAACUUCAGCUUGCCCUCCACCCCACCCCUUUCUAAUUCCACACAUCUCCUGUUCUUCCUAACAUGAGGCUCUCCGAAGCUGUUUCUAAGGUAACCAGCAGACCACUGGUUUCCUUCAGUAUUACCACUGAUCACUUGAUCGUUCCUGUUCCCUGUUCUAACUAUACAAAUGACAACCACUUCUACCCACAAACUAUGCCUAGAGCGAGGAUUUGCAAGUUGGGGAAUGUCCAUGGAUGAACAGAUGGGGCCAAUGGGCUUGUCUAGAGCCUACAGUUUGUUAUAUCAUGAAGUACUACUUGUGUGUAACCCUUUUGUGUCUUCAAUGGAAUGAUCUAAAAGCCAAAAAGUCCCAAAUGCCCCAAGUGCAAUAUAAACUUUUCUGUUAAGAAUUACAUUUUGUUGACCGAAACCCACCCCUUGAAGAAAUGACUAACCUGUGUAUAAUGACCAUUUGUCAGUGGUGAAUAAAAAAAAAAAAGAAAAAAAAAAAAACUAACAUGGACUUUUAAUAACAUUGUGUGGACAAUUUAUAUUUUAUUUUUUACAAAGAAUAUUUUGCUCUCCUGCUCUUUGCAUCUCAUUUUAACCCAAGGCUAUGUUUGUGUACUAUGCACGCCUGUGCAUAUGUAUCUUCUGUACAUAAUUUUAACAUCCUCGGUCAUCUUUAUAUUCUAUGCAAUACUGUUGUAGCAGGUCAGUAUAAUUAAAGUGGGAAAAUAA